AUGAUAAGUGAUACGUUUGAUAUUUUGGGUGAUAAUUCACAAUCUCCAAAUAGAAAGAAACGCCUACGGGAAGAGACAAGCGACGACAAAGAAGCAGUUGAAAAAAGAAAGAAACUGCCGAAAAACGUCGAUCAAUCUACUCCUAAGGAGGAGAGUUGUGCUGAUAAACCCAAGACUGAGUUUGUGGCGGUUUGCUACACUUCUAAAAAGCCUGGAUGCUCGACCUUUUAUCUUGGGCAGAUUGUUGACCGGGAAGACCAGUUAGUAUCGGUCAACUUUCUGCAAAAGGUAAAGGGUGGAAGAGGUUACAUCUGGCCUAAAAAAAUUGAAAAAGAAGACGUCUAUGACCACCAGAUAUUUGCGUCAGGUCUAACAGCUAGAGUAGAAGAAAAUAUUUUUAGUUUUGAUGAAGGGGCUUUUCAGGAAGCCUUCGAGGAAUGCUGCCAAAACCUGAUUAAAAUAGAACGUAAAAUGAAGAUUGAAUCAGUAUGGGAAGAGACGGGUACUCCGUAUUGGAAAAUUGGCCCAGUCUCCUGGAAGGAUUUCAAGACGCUACAAUUGGACAUGCUGGAAGUUCAAGAGACGCAAAUGAAAAUCACUCUCGGCAUGUCUGAAUCCGGAUGGGAAGUGGGCUAUGUAAUUGAUGAGGUACAUAUAUGCCAUAUUUGUAAUGUAUUCAUCACGCUAAACACAAUCAUUAUGUUUCAACCAUUUUUUUCUUGAUGAUUAUUUUCAUACAAAUCUCAAAAAUAUGU
Exaiptasia diaphana is the source of this 755-nucleotide messenger RNA. RefSeq lists its product as uncharacterized. Lineage: Eukaryota; Metazoa; Cnidaria; Anthozoa; Actiniaria; Aiptasiidae. The transcript has 6 exons. Bases 1 to 723 code for a protein of 240 amino acids. The record is from RefSeq and is a predicted model, not a curated record.